ACAAGUGCCUCCGAAUGCAAAGAUAUAUGGAGUCUCACCACCUCUUAACUUUUCUUAAUUUUUGUUCUCAUUUUCAUUCUUGAUUUAUUACCAUUAAUCCUAUUUUUCGUUCUCGUCACCCUAUUCAACACGUUCACCAUGAAGAUGAUAGAGAUUCCAAUAUCUGCCUCUACGGCUUCCAUUCCUCGCAGGAUGCGGGAUGUGAAAGUAGACAGAAACGGCAUGACAUGCUACGAUGAAGAAAUAACCAGGAUCAUCGACUACACAUACGACUAUGAGAUUACCUCUCCUCUAGCAUGGACGCGUGCGACUUCAGCUUUACUCGAUGCUAUCGGAGCGGGUCUCGAAAGCAUCACCACAAGUUCCGAACUCUCUCAACUUGUGGGACCUACUUUCCCUUCUCCGGAUACUAUUCCCAAUGGUUUUAAGUUGCCUGGAACAAAUUAUCAGCUUGAUAUGGUGAAGGGGGCUUUCGAUAUGGGUGCUAUGAUUAGAUAUCUUAAUCAUAAUGAUGCCUAUUUAGGGGCAGAAUGGACUCAUCCAUCUGGUAUGAUGCCAACCUCUUUUAUUAUGCAUCGAAUAAUUUUCUGACCUUCUUUGAGAUAACCUCGGAGCCAUUCUGUCAACAGCCGAUGUUCUCAGUCGUGUAGCCACGUCAAAAGACGACCAAGACUCCAUUCUAACCAUGCGCCAUGUCCUCAUCGCUCUCAUCAAAGCCUACGAAAUUCAAGGCUGUUUCCAAGGCAAAAAUGCCUUCAACAAAGCUGGUCUUGACGACAUCAUACUCGUCAAAGUAGCUUCCACAGCCGUCGUAUCCUGGCUGAUGAAACUUCCAAAAGCACAAGCUAAAGCCGCCGUCUCCCACGCUUGGAUCGAUGGUAACCCUCUCCGUGCAUAUCGUCAAGCACCCAAUGUUGGACCUAGAAAAAACUGGGCAGCGGGCGAUGCAUGUAUGCGAGCGGUACAGCUCGCACUCAUGGCGAAGACGGGACAACCCGGUGUUAAAACCGCAUUGAGUGCUCCACGAUCGGGUUUCUACGAUGUGCUAUUCAGAGGUAACACAUUUGAGCUCCCGCGACCAUUCGGCACCUCCGUGAUCGAAAAUGUAUUUUUCAAAGUGUACACUGCAGAAAGCCACGGCAUGACUGCACUCGAGGCCGCACUAUGGGUAUGCACCGAACUAAAAGAAAAGAAAUUAUCCACAACCGAUAUCAAAAGUAUCCAAGUGCGCACGCAGGAAGCAGCAAUGGUAAUAAUGAACAAACAAGGAGCGCUUCACACACCCUCCGACCGCGACCACAGCCUCGGCUACAUGAUCGCCAUCACUCUUCUCAAAAACGCAUUACCAGAAGCAGAAGAUUACCAAAACACCAGUUCCUGGUCCAAAGAUCCCCGCGUAGAAGAACUGAGAGAUAAAGUCUCCAUCAAAGAAGAUGCAGAAUUUACACAAGAUUUCCAUAAUCAGGACUUACGCAGUCUCGCCAACGCAAUUAAAGUUACUCUAAACGACGACACGGAAUUAGAAGAAAUCGUGAUACAUUUCCCGCAAGGCCACGCGAGGAGAAGAGAAAGUCUGGCAUUGGUGGAGCAGAAAGCGAGGAGGAAUUUUGCGCGGAAAUUAAGUGAGGGGAGAAUUGAGAGGAUUUUGGAAAUUUCAAAGAGUAUGGAGUUUUUUGGUAUGCCGGUUUGUGAGUUUGUGGAUUUGUUUGUGCCGGAUAGGGAUACGGAUACGGAUAGGGAAUGAGGGGGUUUCGGGGGCGGUUUGUCAAGGGUUCGUUUUAGGGAUAGAUUGGUUGGGUUGGUUAGGUGGCAGUUAUAUUUGGCUUGGGGGUGAAUAGGUAUUUGUGGAUUACAUGGUUUGAAUGGGAUCGAAUGGUGAGAAGGGAUUGGAUUGGGCAAUAACAGAUUUGUUUAAUAUACUGAAGUCUGCUGGUGUAUUUCUCUCAAGUGGAAGAGUGGACGGGGGAAAAAUCAAAAUGAAGUUAACGUUGGAAUAUUGUACUUGUCGCGCAAAUCUGAAUGAAUUUGGAGCACCAAGGACCAAUGUAGUCGCACCCAUUAAAAUUCGCGUAGA
This is a messenger RNA of Sclerotinia trifoliorum, 2074 nucleotides long. The record is from the annotation of a GenBank genome assembly. Lineage: Eukaryota; Fungi; Ascomycota; Leotiomycetes; Helotiales; Sclerotiniaceae.